Molecule: messenger RNA, 455 nt
Organism: Gastrolobium bilobum
Lineage: Eukaryota; Viridiplantae; Streptophyta; Magnoliopsida; Fabales; Fabaceae
Product: protein RADIALIS-like 4
Exons: 2
Coding region: 54-347 (97 amino acids)
Molecular function (GO): DNA-binding transcription factor activity
Source: RefSeq, a predicted model, not a curated record
UUUCCAUUACUACUGUUGUCUUUUAUUUAUUAUACAUAUAUAGUGUUGCAUAAAUGGCUUCAAGCUCAGCUUGGACAACAAAGCAGAACAAAAAAUUUGAGAAUGCUUUGGCCAUCUACGACAAGGACACCCCAGAUCGGUGGCAGAACCUGGCCAGGGCGGUCGGAGAGAAGACGGUGGAGGAAGUGAAAAGGCAUUAUGAGAUGCUCGUGGAAGAUUUGAAGCAGAUUGAGGAAGGUCAUGUUCCCUUGCCCAAUUACAGAAAUGUUCCAACAAUAGGAGGUAGCAUCAAAGGUUACAGUUACAUGGAUGAAGAAAAAAGGAUGAAGUUUCUGAGCCUCAAGUGAAGUAGGGCAGCAUCGGAGCCAGGGUGGGAACAAAAAGAGACAUGUUAGUAUAGUACCAAUCAUGUUAAUUAAGUGAAGACCAAAAUGCAUGCACCAAACGCGUGGUCC